Arctia plantaginis is the source of this 213-nucleotide messenger RNA. The record is from the annotation of a GenBank genome assembly. NCBI's taxonomy places the organism in Eukaryota, Metazoa, Arthropoda, Insecta, Lepidoptera, Erebidae.
AUGAUUGCUAAAUUGAUGGUCUUAUUUGCUGUCCUUGCACUGGCUUUGGCAAUUCCGCAAUAUUAUCCUGGUUAUAAUGGAUACUCUGGAUAUGGUGGAUACAGUGGAUACAGUUCUUAUGCAUCGCCCUAUUCUGGCUAUUACAACCCUGGCUAUGGAUCUUAUGGUACUUAUGGAGCCUCUCCAUAUAGUUAUGGAUACGGAUACUAUUGA